GCUAUUGGCUGAGGGCCUUAUGCAGCUGCUUGUCAACAAGAUGGCCUUCCUCCUCCUGCCGUUUGACACUGAUUAUUUUGGUAUCCCCGAGAACAUACCGUAAAAGCGUGUGUCACUUCUAAAUAGAUAGUGGGAGAGCGGCUGCUCAGAGUCCUAACAAGGCAUACAGUCAGCUAGACUUUGUUCAGACAACUGACAGGCGCACGAGACUCGAUAGCGGCCAUCACUAACAGAAAGUAGCUGCUGGCUAAUGUCGACGUUAGCUAGCUGGUGAGCUAGCUUAGCGACGUGGACACGAAUAGUUAACCCGUGUCACCUGCUUUUAACCAGACAAACUGGUCUGGUUAGGGCGAAAUACAGUCAGGAAACGCUUGACAUCGAGAGUCUGCGAGUCAAGACGAGUGCCUGUGGAGUUUAACGUCGCUGAGGUGAGUUGUUUGGAGGUGAAACGUUCAGCUUUUUCUUACCUUGUUAGCUUGCUAGCUGCCGCUGUCAUGUUAUUAUGCAGGUAUCCAGUUAGUGUGAUUUUACCGUGUGCUAGAUACCCUAUAAUAAACUAUUUAAAGUGUUUAAGUACUCCGAACAGCGUUAGUUUUAAAGUUGGGUAAUAAUGCAGUCAAACACAUAAGGUGCCAGUAAGCCAUUUAGGAGCAGAACAUUUUACUACGACGGUAUGCUAACAGUUAGUUAGGUAACCAGUCAGUUAUCGGAACCUGGUGUUUUUUAUUUUGGAUUCUUACAAUCAGAAAACACCAUCUAUGUUACUGUUGGUGGUUUUUCUGACUCCACAGUAACUUGAGGAGUUGGUGUUAUCACAUGAAGUGUUGUAGGGUCGCAAGGUUACCCAAAACACAACAAGGAGAGGUGAUGAUAAAGAGAACUGCAGGCCGGAGUUUACAGGAGACAGAGUUCAUCUUACAGAAACUACAAAUUAUUUUACAUUUAGACUGAAUAUCAACGUGUACUCUUUAGUUUAACUUUUGUUUGCUCUCAUCGAGGAAAGUUCUGACAAGUCAAAAGUUUCACACAAGGAUCACAACAAGCCACAUAUGUACUGUUAAAUACUUAAUAUUAACCUCUUGUGCAUUUUGUGACUCUUAUUUUAGUCUGCUUUUGCCUCAGCCCCUUUUUUAAUCAAAUCUGACUCUAGGCCUGUAUAAAGAUUUACAGUUAUAUAGUUUGAUAUUGCAAUAUCAGUGAUGAGUGUGGUAAAUAAACAAAUACUAAAGCAUGCAUAAGAGACAGAAUAACUUAGUUCCUUUUAUUUAUCUGCUGUUCUUUCUGUUUGAAACACUAUAUGUGUGUGUAACACGUUUCUCCUGGACUCAAACCCAGACAAUAUGACUAAAGAGCAGUUUUGUAUUACUAAAUUAUCUUUAAUUAACUGAAGUAAGUUGACAGCUUUUUAAAGAUUCACGCGACUGGUGUAAAUAAUAAUAGUCAGGUCUCUAUCUACCAAGUCUAAUAUACAUAUUAAGAAUAAGAAAAUGUAUUUACCUAUAAUAAGUUAAGACUUUUGCAUUGUUUAUUGCAAAUGCACACACUUCUAUAUUAAUUAAUUUGCAGUUUAUUGUGCAGCCUUACUUACUCUUUGUAGCUGAGAUUAACAACAUUAACCAUAUUUUAAACCAAAAACCAGGGUUGAGUGAUCAAAAAAAGCUAAGCUCUCAAAGCUAAGGUGAGUCAAUGGUGGCAAAGAGGUGUAUUCCUUUCACCACGUCAUACAAAAAAGCAGAACUGAAUGCACAUACCUUAUCAAAUCCGUGAACAUUAAAUAUUUAGAGCUGGUUUCAAGUUGGUGCUGGUUUUUGAUACCUCGACCAACCAAAGGCAGGGCCAGUUCUGGCAUGAUAUACAAAAGACUAAGGGUCACAGCUACCAAGAGUUUUAGGAUCCAGUAAUGGUUCAAUAAACAACAAGGCAGCUCUUAAAGCAUGGACUAUUAAUGAAUGAUGGACUAAUGGUGCACUUUUACCGGUUUCUCUUAAUGCGACAGAAACCUUAACUGUAGACCAAAAGUUCCUUAAGUUUGAAGAAACUCACCAUCAGGCUUAAGUUUUAACCAAAGAUUCCUUAUCUUGUAUGACACAUUUGUUGCUGCUGGGUGACACAUAGACAGUGUUAUAACUCAGUCUUCAUAAAUUAGUUUAGAGUAGACCUGUCGUAGGACCGAGGCAUGUUAAAAUACCACAUUGUCAAUGCUAUAAUGUGAUCUGUUUUGUUAGAUUUAGAGUCUCCCACUCACACACAAGCCCGUCUGAUGUGAUACUGUUAGACAAUGCUUGAUUCCCCCCCCUUCCUUUCGGAUGUUCACCAGGAUAAUGCUCAGUGUUGACACAGUGGCCUUUGUGAUUGUAGCACCAAUGCUUGUAUCAAAGUCUUGUGAUGAUGUUAAGGCAGAUACUCAAACCCAGAUUCAGCCUUACAGAGUCAGACAGCUGAGUCUUCCUAGGUGUCCCGACAGAGCGGCGGCUCUCAAUGUAAUAAUGUUCCUGAGCAGGCUGUUAGAGCGAUGCACUCAGCUCUAUUGUUCUGUUGACAGUUUGCUGCAAAGCUGGCCCGUAUGUGCGCUUCUGUUGCAUUGUCUUCUCGGGCGCACAUGCAGAGAGGGAGAUUGAGCUAAGACGUUCUGGCAUGCUUCAGUAUUAUCAUUCAUCAGCUUUUGGCCAUCUGGCUCAAAUGCUGUGAAAAGAGCCGGAGGACAGCGUGAGUGAUGCCUACAGUUGGAUUGGCACUUUUGGAGGAUUUAGUAGGUGUCAGCUGCUGUACCAGUUAGACUAAGAUCUAUGCUCCAUAUUUUACUUUGUUUACUUGUUACAUUAACAGGGUUUUUCCUCGGGUUUUACUUGUGUACCAGUAAAGUCUUAAACUGGCUUUUAAUGAGGAUGUGGUUUUCUGGGUUCAGAACUACCUGGAACAUACACAGUGAAACUACCAUCCUGUUGAGAUGGCACACCAAACUGCUCUUCAUUUGUGUAGGGAAAUGAUCCUAUCCAGCAGAAAAUGAGUUUUAAUGUGAAACCUGAGAGUCUCUUGCUUUGCUAGGAGAGAUAUUUGUCAACACAUUCUUACCUUGUUAACAUUUGUGUAGAUGUGUUGUGUGCAGCUGUGUAGUGAUUAUUGGGUGGAUUUCCCCACUUUGACUGCAGCAGUAAUCCACAGGCAUUUGACUCUUCCUGAGCAGUGUGUUCCGAGGCGUUUCUGUGUUCAAAACAUUCAUUCAUGCAUUAAGUAUUUUCGUUUUAUUCUUUGAUACAGAACAUGAAUGAUGUGAUAGUGUUUUCAAUCAUAUAUAUGUAUACGCUGCAGUGUCCUCCCUAAAAAAAAAACGACAACCAAUUAUUUCUUAAACUAUCUAAACUAUGUUAUUUAUUUUUUGUAACUUUAUUAGUUGAGUUUUUUAGGUACUACCAUCUUUAAUAUACUUCUCCUUCUCUUCUGCUGCUUUGUGAAUGGCUGUCACCUCAUGUCUUUUUAAUGUGUCCAGCCUGUAGUUGGUUGAUGGCUGUCUCACUAAGGAGGCAGCAAUUGCCUGCUGUGUUGGGGCACAGUGCUUUUGGCAUAAAUAGCAGUGCAUGCCUUCCUCAGUAUGCCUGAGCCAGGUAAACUGAUUGAGCCAUUGCUUGUCAAAGCCACUGGCUCUGUGUUUUUGAGAAGAUCUACAAAGAGAAAUAAAAACCACGUACACGUUGGCUUUGCGUUGUUAUGCUCCUAAUUGGAAACUAAUUAAUUAAUUACCCUCGCCUCGCCGACUCGUCCUGUCCUGCAUUCUGACCCUCGCGAUCACCAGUCCCUUGUGAAGUACUUUCAGACCUGACACAAAUUUCCACGUUGUCACCAACAUGAAUUAUAGCAUUUUAACUGCCUGUUACGUUUUUCUCUGCUGUGUUUCACCUGGACUCUUGACUUUCCUCCUCGCGAGGUCGCUUUUUAAAGUACUGGCUGAUUUUGCCUGUCAUAUCUAAAACGCUAAAAACGGAGUAAACUUUUUUUUAAAUAAUAAACACGACAUGCUUGGAUGCAAAAAAGAGAAGCAGUAUUUACCUGUUUGUACCAUCCGCCAGGGAAAAUCAGGACGCCGACAGCACCAACUAGCGGGAAAAACACUUGAAAAAACAUGAUUCGAUCCGUUUCUUCUUCGGUAGAUGCUUCAGGUCUUUCCGGUGCACUGCUGUUGAUAUAGCGCCUCUAUAGUGGCGCAACCCUGCAACUGCAGUUAAAAUACGUUGCUGCUGCAUCGGGACAUCAAUCGCUCAAUCAACACAGCUGGAGCUUUACGCUGUGUUGAGCGAAAUCAAUCGCUCUGGCUGGGGGCGGCACAAAAUUAGGUGGAGGCGGCCGCCACGCAAUUUUGAACGCAGGAAAAACCCUGCAUUAAGCUUUAACUUCGGGUUUUACUUGUGUACCAGUAAAGUCUUAAACUGGCUUUUAAUGAGGAUGUGGUUUUCUGGGUUCAGAACUACCUGGAACAUACACAGUGAAACUACCAUCCUGUUGAGAUGGCACACCAAACUGCUCUUCAUUUGUGUAGGGAAAUGAUCCUAUCCAGCAGAAAAUGAGUUUUAAUGUGAAACCUGAGAGUCUCUUGCUUUGCUAGGAGAGAUAUUUGUCAACACAUUCUUACCUUGUUAACAUUUGUGUAGAUGUGUUGUGUGCAGCUGUGUAGUGAUUAUUGGGUGGAUUUCCCCACUUUGACUGCAGCAGUAAUCCACAGGCAUUUGACUCUUACUGAGCAGUGUGUAUGAGGCGUUUGUGUGUUCAAGCAUUCAUUCCCAGUGGUAGAAAAACUUGAUUGAAUUCUUUGCACAGAACAAUAAUGAUGUGGUGUAUUAUUGGCAUAAUGAGGAUUAAAGUAUGUUUAAAAAAAAGAACUAUUUUCUCUCCCUAGAAACAACCUACUUCUAUUGAUAAAUGUAGUCUGUCUUUUUUCAUCUACCCGCUGCAGUCAAAGCUUAAAACACUUCAGUCUGUGUCACUUUAACAGUAGUCAUCAAAGUUAGCUGACAUAUUUUGUCCGCUGCCUUCAUUUUGAUCUGUGUAGCUCUGUGUUAAAUGAUAAGUAACAACGCAGAAAACUCCAUUCUCUUGUGACAGAUUAUUUGUAAGUCUGCUUGGGUACCUAAUGUGGUAAACUCCAGCACUUUAGUGUUGCUGCAGUGUUGCUGCCACUGUGCUUGGACAGGAUUUGAAGGAUUAGGUUGAUGCAGAAAGCUUAAAACCAAACCCAAGCCUUCAUUUGCAGGGACUGUUUCAAAUGAAGAGAAAAAAAAAGUAAAAGUAGCUCAGUGCUAACUCAAACCCACCAUUAGAGAGUAAUGUGAAGGACUGAAAAUGGACGGAGGGUGGAUUGACUCGCUUGUUGUGUGAGGAUUUGAGAGAUAGUGCACAUUAAGUUUCGCAGACCUCUAUUUCUGGCAUCUCAUUGUCUGAUUUUCAGGGUUCUUUUUCUUUUAUAUUGUUAUUUUUGGGUUUAAUGGGUUUGUUUGUGUUUUUGUGCAAACUGGUAGCUAAAAAGAGAAUUUUUACAGUAACCUAACACCUUCAUGUAUGGUGCAGAAGGUCAUUUUUAUACUUUUCCUUGCAUAUAAGCAAAUGUCAAGGUUUGAUUCCAUUCAAGUGCAUCAAUAUAAACACAUAUUAUGGUUAAAUCUAACAGUUGUAUAUUACUUUUCUUGUGUGGUAAUAUCAGUUCAUCACAGGAUUGCCUAAUUAACCGAAAAAUAGGGGUGUAAAGGUUCACCUAUUUGUGCCCAACUGUUGUUACAUGGCUUUUUUGGUGCAGUGCAGAUAGGCACUGAUGCAGAUAUGAGCAGAACUAAAGUUUAGUACUGUGAAUUCAAACAGUGGUUUUCCAUGAUUAUCGUUGGUGUCUUUUACAAUGGGGAGCAAGAGAGUGCACUAAUCAUUAGGUUGGAGACGAUGUUAUCUCUCAAGAAAAAAAAUACACAUCUAGCCUUUUGCUUGGGUCUUUAGUUAGUUGUCCUGCCAUAAAAUAUCUUCCUGAAAACCUGGCUCAAGUGGGGUAGCUGACAUCCAGUGUAGUAUAAAGUGAAGUGUGGUGUUGCUGUAUCUGGAUUGGUGUGCAGAUGUUUGUCCUUCCGAGGCUCCAACAUGCAGACAGCAGAGGAAAGAUGCUGAAGCUGCAGAAAAAUGUGUUAAUAACUCAGCAAACUUUUUUUUUUUAAUUGCAUGACCAAACUGAAAAUGUGCCUCUUUACAUUAUUUAGUCAGAUAUAUUUAUAUGACCUUUAUUUAACCAGGGCGUCCCAUUGACAUUAAAAUCUGUCUAACAUGACAAACCUGGCUGAUAUAAUAUAAUGAUACAACACGUGGAACCAAUUUUUCAAUACAGUCAAACCUCCAGUAAAAGUCUACACUUGUGCUUAACCUAAGGCUCUGCAAUUCUCAGUAUUAAAAUAUUUGAAUCAAAUUGCAUCUCAGACUUCAGACUCAAAGUCAAAACUUUUGAUUGGUCAUCUUCAAGUGGAUAAUAUAAGAAAAUUCUUUGUUAUGAUCAGACUGAAAAGAAUAUUUUCUGCAGUGAAAUGCUCAGCUGUUGUCUAGCAGUGUCGUAAAAACUCUACCACAGCUAGGGCUGUAAAGUCUGAGUCGACCAAGAAUUUCUUUGGUUGAUUACAGCUCUAGCCACAGCUCUCUCUGAGUACCAGCUAAGGCAAUCACUAAAUCUGUGAUUUAAUAUAUUUUUCUGUUGUCAACUGACAUCUCGGGCAUGAAAUCCUACAGUGAACAAUUUUCAGUUUGCCUUGGUUAUCUCUUGAACUUUGUGGAAUUCACUAAUCUGAAAUGAGAGAUAAAAAUUGUGCUUUGUUACAAGUGAAAUAGUGUUAUUCGAAUCAAAAUAAAUUGAAAGGAUCAUAGAGAAGUGGAGGUGACAUUGUGGAGUUUUAUCCUGCAGAGACCGACAGGAGUAACCUGGCUCUGUGCUGCCUGCUCCUUGCCAAAUGUUUUCUGCACUGCACAAUUUUCUUGUUUGCCAAAUAACAGUGGAGCAAAGAGAUUUUCUCGUGGAGAUGGAGUAAUUCAAGCCAUCCCAUCCUCUAAACUAUCCUAAAUUCACACUAAAGUGAGAGCUCAUAAUUCUGAUCUGCGGUCUGUUAAAGUGGCUGAUGUUCAGAGUGUGUUUGACUUUGUGCUGGCGUGCUGCAGUGGGUGGAUUGUCUCCUCUCUGCCCCCCUUUAAUACCAUCCAAUCUGUUAUGAGAGAUGGACUCCAUGAUGCAGUGAGAGGGAGGUCAACACCUCUGUCGAUGGAAAGAAGGCAGAGAAUAAAAGUGGUUAAAGAGAGAAAGUCAUGAGGGGUCACGGAGAGAAAGGGCAGUAAAAAGGGUUUACCAGCUUUUUUCACAACAGUAUAAUCUGCCUGCUCUCAGCUGUGUUGUUGCUGUGUGAUUAUAGAGAAAGCAGUUGAAUUGGUUCCCAACACUGUGUGGGUGGUGUGUGCUUUUUGCACCUCUCUGAGCUUCUGCAUUAGUCCAAAUGUAAAAAGCUCCACCCGUUUAGUGUGUCAGACAGAGACGAAGAAGAGGGGCCUGCUUUUUGAACUGAAGGAUCGGCAGCUUUGAAUUAGAAAGAUGCUACAGUGUUGUCAAGACUUACACAUCUUUGGAAAAAGACUGAACUUUGGAAAAAUGUGCAUAAAAGAAGCUCUUUGACAAAUGUUAUGUAAUAACAUUGUUACAGUGGUCUUCAUUUAGAGCAGCAUAUGACAUUACCAACUUUGAUUUCCACUGAACCACACCUCGUUUGCACUUAAUCGCUCUUAUAACUGGCUGUAAAACUAAGAAUGUUAAUGACUGAGCUCUACAGCUCUUGACAUUUUUUCCCUUAAUUCUGUAAAUAUGCUUGGUGUUCUGUGUGGGGGUCAGCAGUUCAGUCAGGUUUUUUUCCAUAAGACAUCAUUUUUAUGCAACAUUUUAACUUUCAUCAACAGAUCAGCUGGGGAGACGGAGAGUGAGGUGUGACCGUUUGUAGAAGUAUUCUAAAAACACCAGUAGGCGAAUAUAGAUUGGCUCUAUGACUAAGCAAGAAGUCAUCAAGUCUUGCAUGCAAAAUGUUCAUUAUUUGACAAGGCCACAUGCCUCAAAACGAGUCUCUCUGCAAUGCUUUUCAGCAAGCUGCAAGCCAAGCAGCCACUAAAGAUGCAUUCAGGUGCUGGAACAAUGAAUAGCAGUAUGAAAGGUCUUAAACAUGACUGAAAAGAAGAUACAGCUGUUUUGGCGCUUUCAGCUGAUACACUCUUUGUAGCCCCCAAAAGAGUGGCUGUGGAAAUGCAAGCAAGAUCAGAGCGUGCUUUAACAGGCUGCACUGAACCAAACCGCAGUGCUUGGUAGAAGCUCACCAUCACUUUAGUACAGUUUGUAUCUCUCAUACUAGAAUAGCUAUAGAUAUUCAGUGAUCAAGAUCAUUCAGUGAUUGAUUAUCUCAUUAAAACCCACAAUUGAAAACCUGGAGUUUGAGUGGGCUAUAAAUAUUUAUUAUGUCCUGCUCUACUGCCAACGGACUAAGCCUUUAAAAUGUCCAAGACUUAAUUUUCAUUUCACAGUUACACAUGAAAUCAACUGUAAUAAGAUGCUCCUACAUGCUCGUGCCUAUUAGUAGGUUUCUCAUGAGCAUGCAGCAAUUUCUUUGAAUUUUUGUGAGUAUUGAUUAUGUCAAUUUUUUGGCCUUCUUGCAGGAUGUGUCUUUUUUCAUGAUCCGCAUGAUCAUGUGGCAACGAUCUGUGUGCUUCACAACAUGGAAAGUUAGAGACUUUGUUGUUAACACGACUUUCUGUUGCUGCUGGAUCACGCUGCUUGACUUUUUGUAGAGUGCCCACUGUUUCUAAGGUACACACACUGAGAGGUUGGUAUUUUUAUUUGAGGGCAUGGUUAUAGGUGGCACUGGAGGAUAUUUUUAGACCUGCUAUAAAUUUCCCAUUUCAUUGUGGGUGUUUUUGCCGAACACUUCCUUGAGAGAUUGAGUAAACAUUCACCUUGGCUUUAAACAGGACUGUUCCAAUAGCUCAGCAUUUGUCUUAUUGAGCACUGCAAGAAUUUCAGAUGCUGCAAUACCGGCUUGUUUUGUCCACCAAAACACACCCUGUUUGGGAUUUUAUUGGCAUUGUUUCAAGAGGAGUGUUAUGGGAAUUUGCAGGGCUGCUGUUUGUUGUGUAGGUAGUUUUUACAGCAAACAGAUAGGUGUUUCCUUCUUCUUGUGAUUGAUUGGUGUUUGUUGUGGAUGAGUAGGAGGUCCAUUUUGGUUGAUAUACAACUAACUAAAUUCAGUACAAACAAGGGCUGCAUGAUGCAUUGCAGUAUGUUUUCUCUCUGAGAUAUUUGUUGCAAUUUGAAUUAUUACAAGAAAACAAACCAUGUCAUUAAAUAUUGUCUGUAUUCAUCCAACAAAACAAAACUUUAUUCCUAUUUUUAACUCACUAAGCUCAGCCUUUUACCAGAAACCUGACAUCAGGCCAGCACAAUAUUAGAUGAAAUUAAAUGCAAUAAUAUUCUUCAAUGUUUUGAUCUCAGGAAAUGUUGUAAAUACAUAAUUAAGACUGUAUAACAGCCAUAAUGGCACAGCUUUUUUGCCUCCCAUUUGUUCUGCAUGCUUUAUAAAGCAUGUGUCUGCUGCAUGUUUCUCCUGAACCAAAAGUAGGUCUGUAAAGUUAGGGAUGUAGAGAAUUAUGGGGACAGUAUUGGUUCUGGCAAGUGCGUACAUUUUGGCAGAAAAGAAAAGGGUUGCAUUAAAUGUAUGCUUGAAUGGCAGCUUACAGAUGCUAACAUGUAUGAUUGCAGUACAUUCAAACACUCAGUCUCUCUAUGAGUUAAAAAUAUAGGCUAUCAGCAUAAAGGUAAUAUUUUAAUACAAUGUUUUUCAUCCUCUCAAGAAGUCAUGUUUUUGUAGGCUGACAGCUAACAGUGUAAAGGCAUGGCCAAACAUUCAACCCUCUCUCUAACUCAGUGGUUCUCUAGUCCAGUCCUCAAGGCCCACUGUCCUGCAUGUUUUGGAUUUCCCAGCUCCAACACACCUGAUUCAAAUGAUUAGCUCGUUAUUAAGCCAUUACAGAGCUUGAUAACGAGCUGAUCAUUUGAAUCAGGUGUGUUGGAGCAGGGAAACAUCCAAAACAUGCAGGACAGGACUUGAGAACCACUGCUCUAACAGGUCAUACAUACGUGCCAAGUGAGAACACAUUGAUUGUAUAACAUCAAAUAAUUGACUAAUUUACUGCAAUAAACGAAGAUUCUUUACAUUUUUAUAUUGCACAUGAUCAGACUGUUUUUAUUUGUUUAUUUAACACAGACACAGUAAUAUCAAGGCAUGAAUUUCAGAUGCACCACACUUACUCUGAGAAAAACGCUCAUUUGCAACACCUGUUGCACCUGAUUGUGAUAUCAGUGGAUUUGCAAUUCUUUAGACCACCUGAUUUCAAAGGUCAAGUUACAGAGUACCCACCUGUAUAUAAUGGUCUUUUCCCACACUUUGCUUUUUGUCCACAUGUGGUCUGAAUCUCAUGUUGAAAAAGACCCUUAAUUGUGUGGUGGACUUCAACUUUUUCUUCAAUAACUUGCGUAUUUAUUCUGAUACAUGGAUUAAUGUGGAUGUGUCCAUUUAAUUUAAUUUACACCAGCACUAUUCUUUCAAACUUGUUAAAUCAAAUUUCAGUCUAGUCUUAGUCAAACUCUGCGAUACUAUUUAAGGAUACUCAGUGUAAAUGUAAAGCUUCAGAGGAAUGUCUCAGCGCUGAUGCUGAGGUGUGAUUUUGGGUUCAAGCUGUCGCUCAAAUAAGCAGUGAGUUGAACAUGUUACUUCUAUGCCACUUGUUUCUCUCUUUAAGCAUGCCGGCACGUUCCUGGCAGACCCUACAGCUGGCAGAUCUGCAAAAGCAAAGCACGCUGCAUCAAGUUAAGCCCGCCCCCCUCCUUGGUCUUUAGCAUAGGCUCUGGGAGAAAGGGGUGAGGACAGCUACAGCAGUUUCACUACUACCCCACCCCCUCCUGCUGUUUGCUAAAAAUAGGUCCAGCAUAUGCUUGCAUGCUCCUCCCUGUGUUGCCUUCUAUUAAGCAAGUCCUCUUUGAAGCACUGAGAUGCAGGAGAGGAGCAGAGAGAGAGAGAGAGAGAGAGAGAGAAAGAGAGGGACGAGUGCAUUUGUAGCUUUUGUAUUCCAUCUCUACCCCUUUCAUCUGCAGGCCGCAGACACCAAACCUGAAAUGGAAUCCCUUUAAUUUAAUUUACAGGCUCUAAUGUUCAGAGAUGUCUGAGUAUGCUGGAGCAGUAAUUGAUAACUGAGUUUGGCUGGAGUGGGAGGCAGUCCAGUUGUGAUUAGCUGAUGAUAAGUUUGAUAUUGUUGACUCCAGCUCUGCAGCUAGCCCCUGCUGCAGAGUGCAAGCACUCUGUUUGAACUGUAGCAUCGGGGCGUCUGCUCAAUACAACCGCAACUGGUCAUCGACUAUCUGAUUGAUCCUGGCCUCCUAGUUUAGCUCUAGAGAUACAAACUCUGUUUUUAGUGACCAAGCUGUUAUACCCAAUCUGUUCCAUGCUUCAUCCUGUCUUUUUUUUUUCUUCCCUCUCCUCUCUUUGCUGCAGGUUGUAUGCACAGAGCUGCUGCAGAGCUUGCUGACAGACAGUGCCCACCUUUGGCACUGGGACAGAGAGCUGACAAUGAGAGCUCUGGCUCUGGGUGUUUGCUGGCCAGCAUAGAUGCCGAUAUGCCCCUGUGGUCCGCAUCCUGAUGGACCGAGACACGUUCUCCCACAUCCGCCUGUGGUGCCCGCGCCCCUUUGGCACCUACUCCCAGAACAAAGCCAGAAGUCCAGGCUCAGGGGGCAGCAGUGGAGGUGGCAGUGGGGCAGGGUCCCCCUCCCUCUGCAAGGCUGAGCCCUCUUCAGGUGCCAGAAGGACGGUGGAUGGAGGUGAAGAUGGAGGGAUGAUAGUAGGGGUGCAGGAGACGAAUGGAGAGGUGGAGGAUGUGGGCUCAGAGAACACUCCACCUGAGCCGGAGCUCGUCUCCGGCUCGCUCUCACAGAGCCAGACCCCUGCUCCCUCUUCGGCCCCCCCCUCUCCACCCUCUUCCGGGUCACAGAUGGAAGAUGGCCGCGUGCUGUUAGACACCUGGUAUGUCAUAAAGCCAGGUAACACCAAGGAGAAGAUAGCCUUCUUUGUUGCACACCAGUUCAGUGGAGCCGGUCAGCCCAGACCCAGCGCCAUGAAGGUAAGCCGUUCAUUCAAAACCUCAAGACGGUCUUUUGAAGGUCCCAUAUGAAAAACCCAUUUUUCCUCGUUAAUAUGUGUAAACUCCAGUCAUCUUCCAGCCUAGUCACCCUGAGAGUGUGGAUGUGAAAAAGGUUCUACAUCCUCCUCUUAGAAAGCAAGAGCCUUUACUAGAGGAUUUAAGGUGGUCAUUCAGUGAUGUAAGAAAGUAAUAUGUAUAAAAAGCCACACCCUCUCAUGGAGCAGUCCACAUCCUCCUUGGCUAUUGUUUGGCUCCAGUGUUGCAGAGUCACGAUGUUCAAAGUUAGAGCCAGACACACCGACUACUCUGCUGUGAGAAGGAGAGACCAAGACAAAUGUCUGUGCUCUUUUCCCAGCACUGCCAGACUAAAGAAAACUGUGACUACUUUAAUUUGAAACACCAAUAACCUGCCCGCUGCAGUCAGAACUAAUAUGUUCAUUUGUAUUAACCAUUUCACCUCAGACCGCUUCAACUGUAAGGGCUGACCCCAUAAAGUUAAUCAAUAGCAUGGUAUUCUGCAUCUUAUAAAGUACAGAAGCUCAAAGGCUGUGGUGUUUUGUGGACUUUGAUUUCUGUGGAAGUUUGAGUUUUUUAAUGCACAGUCAGACAUUUUCAGCCAAUCAGAGCAAAUCAAACCUGUGGUGAGAGUACAUCCUGGAUAUGAUGUAAACAGUUGAAAAUAUCUUGACAUGGGACUUUUAGCCAUUGGAGUGAAUUUUGAUCUAAAUUGAUGUUUCUUCUGCCUCCACAGGUCAAAGGUAACUGGGCAACUGACUGCAGUAAAGCGAAACGACGGAGACGCUGUUCAUCAUAUGACCCUCCCACUCGCUCUCAAGCCUCAGACCCUCACCUCAGUCAUGACUCCUCCCCUGCGCCUCCCAGCCCUGAUGAGCAACUUUUAGGAGGGGUUAAUGAGACUGAUCUGCUGUCAGUGGCAGAGAUGGUGGCCUUGGUCGAGCAGAGGACCGCCAUGGCUCUGCAAGGAAUAGUGGCUGCUCAUGGGAACCAACACCAGCAGCCUCCCACUUCAACCCACAGCCCGGUUCUUAACCCUAACCAGCACACUGUUCUGCGGGGCACAGUGUCAGACCCCACCCCUGUAGUGUUUGUGUCAGACAGUUCAAGUGGCCAGCCCUCCAAAGAGUCCCAGGUGUCAUCGUCUCCCAUCCAGACAGACCAGGAGCUAGAGGAGCAGCAGGAGUCCUGCAGGGUGGCCCAGGCCAUCGCACACUUUGAGUCCCAGAACCUGUCAAAUCUGGGCGCUGGUCCAGGAACAGACUCCUCUAAUCGAGACAGAGAGGGUGAGCGCCGGCGAGGAGGGGAGUCCAGCAUGGUGACCCCCCCUCCACCCUCCAGCCACAGUCACGGGGAGGUUAGAAUAGCUUUUCGAGUGUCGAACCUGGACCCGCGGUCCCAACUGGAGCCAGCUGGCAGGUCCCGCUGUAUGUUUAUGAGCUGUGGGGGUGGGGGUAACCAGGCAGCAGCCCGGGCCAAAGAGAAAAUCACCUGUGACCUCUAUCAGCUCGUCAGCCCCUCUUCUAGAGACCCUAGUAGUCUGCUGCUCGCUGCCACAACUGCUGCCCCCAAACCAGAUGGAGACCUCCAUCAUCCUGACAGGCAGGCCUGUGGCAGUCCUGAUCCAAACCAGGAGCUUUCCUCUGGGGAGAAGAAAGCUACUGGUGUGGGCAGGGAGAGGGUGACGGGCUUCCACGUGGAGGUGGUGGUGACGGGCGCCGUGGACCAAUGUGUAUUUUAUGGCAAAGACAGUACAGAGAAUGUGCAGGAGGAGACGGUGUGUUUUGCUAUGCCUAGCGGGGGAGGGGGUGGUGGGGGUGUGGGCACCUCCACUGACCCUUCAUCAGAUGAUCCCCCUCCUGGUCAGCUCUUCUUCCUCCAGCCCUCUCGGGGUCCGGAGGAGGAUGUUAAAGGAACUGUUGCUGGCAGUGGGUCAGGAAUGUGCUCUUUGGACUGUGCCAAUAACAACGGCCCUGGGGCGGGUGUGGCAGUGGGUUCAGGGGAGCGGGCGACUCGACCGGAUUCUCCAAGUGUUGGGGAAGACUGUACAGACCCAUCCCUUUGUCGCCUUUACCGUCACGUGUCCCAUGAUUUCUUGGAAAUCCGUUUUCAGAUUCAGCGCCUCCUGGAGCCCCGUCAGUACAUGCUGCUGCUGCCCGACCACAUCAUGGUCAACAUCUUCAGCUACCUGCCCACUCGCUCGCUGGCAGCGCUGAAGUGCACCUGCCACUACUUUAAGGUGCUGAUCGAGACCUAUGGUGUACGGGCGGUGGAUUCUCGCUGGAAUCAAGACCCUUUGUACCGGGACGACCCCUGCAAGCAGUGUAAGCGGCAAUAUGAGCGCGGGGAUGUUUCCCUGUGCCGUUGGCACCCCAAACCUUACCACCACGACCUGCCUUAUGGACGCUCCUACUGGAUGUGCUGCCGGCGUACAGACAAGGACACGCCAGGCUGCCGUGUUGGACUUCAUGAUAACAACUGGGUCCAGCAGCCCGCUGAUGGCUCUCAGUCCAUUCGCACCAAGAGAGAUGACAGGAGGGAGGAGGCGAGGUAGAGAGGAGGAAUUCACCUUACAGGACUCUCACCUCCUCUUGAUUACCUCCCCGUUCCUCCCUCUCACCUCCACUCAGACGAGAGGAGCACAUAGAGGAAUCAAAGCUCCAGGACCGUUUGUCUUUCUUUGUUCCAGCACUCCCUCCUCGUUCUCGCCCUCUGUGGAGGGAGGUGAGAGGUGAAGAAGGAAGAGAGGUGUGUCACUCUCCUUGCCUUUUGUUUUUCAAGCCCUCCAGAAUCCCUCUCUCCUCCCACUGUGCUCCUUUAAAGUUUGCAUACCAGGGUUGGGGUCCCCUCCUGCUGCUGUCAGUCAGUCAGUCAGUCAGCCCUCUUUUUGCCUCUCACUCAUUUGGGUUUCUGUCUAACUCAGUUCAUGGUUAUUAGGUAAUUCAUGUGAAAACUUGCAGUGUAAUAUGAUUGAGAUUAGCAUUCAUAAAGUGACGCAUAGAAAUGUAACGCCCUCAAGUCUGCUUCCUGUCCCCAUUACAUGUUCUGUUGUUCUGUGUCGUACCACAAACUUCCAUGUUAGCUGUACAAUGGUGCUUUGAGGAAUGAGCUGUACUGAAUCCCCAACAGAUGUAAAGUUUUCAGUGGUGGUGAAUGUUCAGCAUUGCUAUAGAAAUGUGAUUGUAUAAAGCAAACUUGAUUUCUCCGUUGUACCAGAUUGCCAUUUGUACCUGUCCCACCACGCCGCCAUGCGUUUCUAUUUCUCUGAAUGUGCUGUAACAUUGUUUAUGUCCAUUAGUCCCCUGAUGAUGCUGCUGAAAUCAUUGCCUGUGUCACUGGCACAGUUAAUUCAGAAAUAGAUGUACCAUUGGUUUAUGAUGGGCACAGUCACUGGCCACUGGGACCUGUUUUAGUCAUUCUCUCAGAGUGGACCCUAACCUUGCUGACCAGCCAUAAAGAGGAGCCGACAAGUACUUUUUGGUUUACUCAGAAAGAUGGGAGACGAACAGUGGGACUGAACGGGAUUUAAAAGAGAAACUUGAUGUCACUUUGGAAAGGCCUGAUGUCACUUUGUAUGGUUUGAUUGACUUGCUUGUUUGCCAUUUGUUUUGUUUCUUUAUUUUUUUGUUUGACAGUUUUAUUGGGGUGUGUGUCAGAGAGUGUUUGCUGUUGUAUUUGCUUUUAUUCUUGAGGACUGUGUUCUCCUCGUAUCAGUCUGUCGCCCCACUACACCUGCAAAGAUGUAUUUUUUAAACACUCCAUCUUUGGUUUGAACCCCAGCUCUCUUCCUUACCUCCUCCCCUCCGUCCUCCCAAGUUUCGGCAGAGGGCAGCGUUUGCCAAAGCCGUCAUCCAUGCUUUGAAGCGGGUGAAACUGACUACCACAGACCGCAGAAACUCUCUACACCAGCUUCCAGCCUUAAAAGCCCCCUACCUCUUACCCGCCCUGCAGGAGAUUGAGGCGUCAGAUACCUCACAGAUGAUUAAGAGUAUUGGGAGUUGCACAGGACCCUGUAAGAGGCUAGAUUUCAGAUCUCGAUAGACUCCAUCCAGCUCUACUGGAUCCACCCAUGACUCUUUUGUGGGAGUGUAAGAUGAACAGUGCCUGGUGACGGCUCUGACCCUUCAUUCUUUAAAAAAAAAAAACCCUCCCCUCUCCUCCCCACUCUCCCCUUGCUUUUACACUCCCCCCACCCCUGCAAGCUGACAGACUGGACAUUAAAGAACUCAUGUGAUGAAUGAUGCUGAAACUGCAUGGAGGUGGGAAGAUGGUUGGGUAGUGUUGGGAGAACUCUGUAGGUUCCAGACAUGUACAAUGCUAAUGGGAAAUAUUUGCUUAAAUAAAAACAAGUGAUGAUUAAAACUGGAAAUCUGAAUCACUACGUGGUUUGUGUGGUGACUGAUUAGGAG
Messenger RNA from Xyrichtys novacula (pearly razorfish), 16652 nucleotides. The record is from the annotation of a GenBank genome assembly. NCBI's taxonomy places the organism in Eukaryota, Metazoa, Chordata, Actinopteri, Labriformes, Labridae.